Molecule: messenger RNA, 929 nt
Organism: Brassica oleracea var. oleracea
Lineage: Eukaryota; Viridiplantae; Streptophyta; Magnoliopsida; Brassicales; Brassicaceae
Product: transcription factor MYB59
Exons: 3
Coding region: 188-847 (219 amino acids)
Biological process (GO): regulation of DNA-templated transcription
Cellular component (GO): nucleus
Molecular function (GO): sequence-specific DNA binding; DNA-binding transcription factor activity
Source: RefSeq, a predicted model, not a curated record
AUUGGUUUUAGAGAUUGCCAAAGGUUCCCAUAAAACAAAACUGAGAAGUAACUUUCUAUUCAGAGAGAAAAAAGAGUUAAUAAGAGUGAGAGAUGAAGAGUGUGCAAGAGGAGUACCGUAAAGGACCGUGGACAGAACAAGAGGACAUCCUCUUGGUCAACUUUGUCCACAUGUUCGGAGAUCGAAGAUGGGAUUUUGUAGCGAAAGUGUCAGGUUUGAAGGUGGAGGGAGAAACAUAAGACUAGGUUUGAAUAGAACAGGAAAGAGCUGCAGGUUAAGGUGGGUUAACUACUUACAUCCUGGUCUCAAACGUGGUAAGAUGACUCCACAAGAAGAGCAUCUUGUCCUUGAGCUUCACACCAAAUGGGGAAACAGGUGGUCGAAAAUCGCCAGGAAAUUGCCUGGUCGAACCGAUAAUGAGAUAAAGAAUUACUGGAGGACUCAUAUGAGGAAGAAGGCACAAGAGAAGAAGAGACCUAUGUCUCCAACUUCCUCAUCUUCAAACUGUUGCUCAUCAUCUAUGACUACUGCAGCUACUCAAGACACUGGAGGAUCCAAUGGGAAAAUGAAUCAAGAAUGUGAAGAUGGAUACUACUCGAUGGAUGACAUAUGGAGAGAGAUUGAUCAAUCUGGAGCAAACAUUAUCAAACCGGUGAAAGACAUCUACUACUCUGAGCAAAACUGUUAUUUGGACUUCCCUCCUCUGGCUUCUCCAGCAUGGGAAAGCUCCAUGGAGUCUAUAUGGAACAUGGAUGCAGAUGAAAGUAAUAUGUCUUCUUUUGCCAUUGAUCAGUUUCCUCUCAGUUUUGAACAUGGUAGAUCAUCAUCGUGGUCGUCUUUACUCUAGGAUUUGAUUCAUUUGAAUGUUUAUAUAUGCAGCAUAUUUAUAUGUUAUCAAGCAACUGCAGUAGUUUCCCAUGACUUGCAUU